GACAGUGUCUCCCGUACCUUUGUGAGAUAUUCCAACUUCAAAUUUUGGAUUUGUGUAGAUAGUCUAAGAUGAAUGGAGAAUAACGAGCUGUACUCCCCCUUCGUUGGCAGUGGGAAGUGCUGCCCGAGUGAUCAUCAAAUUUGAUUACAGAUCGAGCAAUCGCCUCCAAAAACUUCCAACAACCAGACGAAAUUUACAAAAGGCUCUCACUGACACGCAUUGCGUGUAGAACUUUGCACUCCACCAACACCUCCAACUACGAUGCCUUCUUUGGACAGCAUUACUCUGAUUUUUAUAUCUCGCUCAUGACAAGUUGACGAUUAAACUCUGCAUUGCGUCUGAGGCAAUGGGCUUCAUCGGUCCAUAAUUCUGGUAAUGAUAUGAAGUUCGAGAGCAGAACGGGGGACGGUUCAAUGGGGAACGACCGCUGAUUGGAUAAGAGGAAAAUAAAUCGGAGAUUUAAAUCCCGAGCUCCGACGGACACGGAAGCUUUACUUUCCCGAAUGGCAGCAUCCUUCUUGUCCAUUGUAACAAUUGCCAUACUUUCUUCGUCAUCCCCAUAAUUUGUCUCUCGUCUUCUUUUCCCCCCAUUUCACAUACAUUUGCGCUCGAAAAUGACAGACUCUACGGAAACGGAACGUUCAGGUCCCUACGGACGAGCUUGUCUCAACUGUGCUAAGGCAAAAACGAAAUGUAACUUUGGUAGUGACCAAAGAGUUUGUGAGAGAUGUGGUAGACUCAAAAAGGGAUGUGUUACUGCUCCGGCGAAACGGAGACAGAAACCACGCGUGACUGCAGAACGUCUUGAACAAAGAUUAGACGGGCUUGUAUCUUUACUGAGGACUAUCUCACCAAAUAAUCCAGCUGUCGAGAAUGCCCUCAAUAGUUUCACAGUCCGAUCUUCUGAUAAGCAUCCAUCAAGUUUACUUUCUAAUGCCGUAAACACUUCAGCGAGAGAUCCCGAUGAAGUUGCAUCUACUAAUUCAAGUGCGGCACAUCUUCCUCCCACACCGGCAUCGAGCGCGAGCUCAACGUAUCCAUACACUUUACCGGAGGGUGCGGAACCAACAAUAGAAGAAGCAGAAAUAUACUUUCAUUCAUUUUGUACUAGAAAUCUUCCCCAUUUCCCAUUUAUACAGUUUCAAGAUGGCAUGACGGCCCGUCAGUUACGACAUGAGCGCCCCUUCUUUUGGUUAUGUAUCAUGACAAUGUCAUCAACGGUCAUCCAACGGCAAAUUACACUUGGGAAAACAAUCCGAGAGAUCGCAGCUCGGGAACUUGUUGUGGAAGGAAAGAGAAAUUUGGAUCUGUUACUGGGUUUAGUUUGUUUCGUUGGAUGGGGACAGUAUCAAAUACGAACCGCGCCCUUCAUGACUCUAUUUUCGAAUCUGAUCGUUACACUUGUGGUUGAUUUACAACUUCAUCAACCUACUAGUGAAGAGUCUCAUAAUUCGGGGCUGGAACAGGAAUUUCGGCAUAAUGAAAUGAUGGAGGUACCAUUGACUCGAAAUAUGGAGCAUCGUCGUCUAGUGUUAGCUUGCUAUUACCUAACCUCAACUCUUUCAACCUUUCAUAAGAAAUUGGAAAGCAUAGUCUGGUGUCCUUAUAUUGACAAAUGUUUAUCAAAACUAGAAGAAAGAAAAGAUCCGUCUGAUGAGCUUUUAAUCAACCAGGUGCGACUUCAACACGUUGUGCGUAAGACGGCAGAAUCAUAUAUAAAUCUCAUACGCGAUGGAACACCAGACCAACCUGGGAGUUCCACUCUUAUUAUGCUCUAUAUCCAAAAUCUCAAAUCACAACUAGCGGAGGUUAAAAAAAAGAUACCCUCUCAUUUAAAAGAAAAUAGGGCCUUGAACCUUCAAGCUUACGGCGCAGAAGUCAUGAUUCACGAGUUUGCUAUCUAUCUUCCCAACUCCACUGAAGCUUUAUUAUUAGAUUCCUCACUUUCUCGAAUAGAAUCACUUCAUUGCUGUCUUAACUCCAUAAAAUCUUGGUUUGACAUUCUCCUCAACUCACCAGCCUCACAUUUUAUAGGACUACCACUUCCAGUGUGGAAGCAAUUCGGAGGGGUUUUCUUCCCUUUAUAUCGUUUAACGGUGCUUAAAGAUCCAGCAUGGGAUACCGACAUGGUCAGGAGGGUUUGUGCGCCUGGAAGAAUCUUGGAUGCACUAGGACAAAGUCUAAAAGAAUCAGAAGCCGAGGCCGCCUGGGAAAGAACCAGUAGUGAUUCCGAAAACAUAUUUACGUGUUCGGAAAAGGUCAUGAAGAUGUUCAAAGCAUGGGUAGAGCGCAAACCGGGAUUCAAUGCGCCCAUUGCCAUUACUUCCAACUCUAUCGAUGACUUCCAAGAAAAGCAACAACAGCCAAUGCCAGAGACAGACCAAAUAGCUUCUAUGUCAACUUUUAUGCCAAUGGAAAUGGAAGAUGUUUGGUCGCAGGACUACAUGGGACUCUGGGAUGUGUAUCCCAACUCUUUUUGAAUCUCUUAUCAAUGUUCCGCAGGAACCGAAGAGUGUGACGCAUCUCGGAUGCAGUAAUAAUAUACAAAUACUAGUAUUGAUAAUCAACUCC
This is a messenger RNA of Botrytis cinerea B05.10, 2571 nucleotides long. RefSeq lists its product as hypothetical. NCBI's taxonomy places the organism in Eukaryota, Fungi, Ascomycota, Leotiomycetes, Helotiales, Sclerotiniaceae. Gene Ontology annotation, molecular function: transcription cis-regulatory region binding; zinc ion binding; DNA-binding transcription factor activity, RNA polymerase II-specific. The record is from RefSeq and is a predicted model, not a curated record. Gene Ontology annotation, biological process: regulation of DNA-templated transcription. Bases 615 to 2480 code for a protein of 621 amino acids. Gene Ontology annotation, cellular component: nucleus. The transcript has 5 exons.